Messenger RNA from Penicillium brasilianum, 1895 nucleotides. The record is from the annotation of a GenBank genome assembly. Lineage: Eukaryota; Fungi; Ascomycota; Eurotiomycetes; Eurotiales; Aspergillaceae.
UUGCACUCGGUGCCCUUUUUAAACAAUGGCUCAUCAUGUACAACAGUCGCAUCUGGCAAUUACAGCGAGGUAUCCAGUGCAUGCCGAUUUGAGUAUCCUGCGCGAAGGAGGGAGCCUGGGGGAACUGCCAGAAUGUUAUAAAGGUCGCCAGAUUCCCGCGACUGGGAGAGGGCCUUCCACUAUCACGUAUCCAUAUUAUUCCUUCACCACUGUAUCUCCACCUUGAUUCCUUUCAUUGUACUUUUAUUUCGAAAAUAAUGGCAUCAGGACUUGGCCGCAAAGCCGUUCAAGGCAUUGCUGCAGGCAUCGGGCUCGUCUCGGAAGCCCGAUCAGCCCGCAAGACCAAGAAAAGGAAUCAAAAAGAACGAUUGGAUCAAGGCGCAGUCCCUGAAAACGAUAUGGUAAUACAAGAGCAACGGGAACUGCCACAACAACAGCAGCAGCAGCAGCAGCAGCAAAAACAAUGCGAGUGGUACGAAGUGAUUGUGCCCUGCGAACCGACCGCCCAACAAGAGGCCCACCAUGAAAACCCACCCACCGGGUCUCUCGAGGAGCAAUGGGCACUGGAUGAGGCACAAGAAGAGUUGGGGCAUUCCGCGCAGGGUAAGGAGAACACUCCCGAGAACGACCGACCGCCGGAAUACGUCGAUCAAGAGCGUCUCGCCCAUGCAUUUGCGUCCACCUACCCUGCACCACCUCCCUAUUCGACCAUUUACGAUGGAAGUCGACCGUCAUUGCCGCAGUUGUCAGCACCAGUCGUGCUGCCACAGCGCAGACCCAAGAACCGUGACCGCGGCUUCAUUCGCGCGUAUGCCCCUACGUUGAACGAGUGCGGUAUCGAUCAGGAGAUGUUUAUUGAUUUCCUCGAUACCGCGGAGAAGGCGUGCCAAGCAGCCAAAUGGCUGAAUGCGAUCAACUUGGCGUCCAUUGGAACAAUGUGGCUUCCCACUGUCACUGGACUUGCCGUGUCAAUUGCUAUCCAGAUCGCUACCGAUGUUGCGAUCGCCGCGGACGGUCGUCGCAAGACCAAUACAUUCUUUGACAAGAUGAACAAGGAAUUUUUCCAACCUCGUGGCCUCUACUGUCUCCUCAUGACUUGGAAUCCUGAAUUGCCCGAUGCCCCGGCGACGACGAUUGAUCUCAAUUCGUUCAUUUCCAAAGCUGCCGAUGGGGGAAGUUUGAGCGGAUUAGAACGCCUUCGUCACAAGUUCAAGUCAUCAGACGGAAAAGCCUAUGGCAAUAUCUUCCCCGAGGUUGCACCCCUGGUCUUCCCCCAGAUUGAUCAAGUAGCGUCCGACAAGGACGCGCAAAAGAAGUUUGCCGGAAUGAAGAAGAAAAAGCAAUUUGUCGAUGGCUACCUGGACAAGAGGGCCCAGGCCAAAUUUGCCGCCAAAAACCCCGACAGUCAUUUAACUCAAGGCCCAAAACCAACCUUCAACUCCCGCUAUGCCGAUCCCAACCAUGUGGCCAGUAGCGGUGAUCCUCUCGCCCUGAUUACCGGCGGCCAUCUCACCCUAGACAAGCUGAGCGCUAUGAAAGGCCGUGGGGCACGAGGAUUCACAGACCAAUAUCAAGAACGCCGGGAUUACGAUUCCAAUCCACCAGCGCCCCAUGGCAGACCAUUCAGUCUAUCUGAUGCCAUCAACACCAUUCGGGAUUUGCGUACUCCCCAGAACGGCGCUUCGCGUGCCGGGUAUGCCGAGUAUGCCGGUCCUUUGCCUGGUGGUAGGGGACAAGAUCGGUCGGCUGAGAACCGAGACGGGGGCGCUGGUAUCGGUCCAUUUACGCCAAUUGCCAAAUUGUUGAAGAAGAAAGUUUUAUACCUGGCGAUUGUGAAUAUGCCGUCAGAGGAUGAGAUGAGCCGUGCUCGCGAGGCCUUGGGACACACAGCAUGA